This is a messenger RNA of Wyeomyia smithii (pitcher-plant mosquito), 4078 nucleotides long. RefSeq names its product E3 ubiquitin-protein ligase SHPRH. Gene Ontology annotation, biological process: DNA damage response; protein polyubiquitination. NCBI's taxonomy places the organism in Eukaryota, Metazoa, Arthropoda, Insecta, Diptera, Culicidae. Gene Ontology annotation, molecular function: ATP binding; metal ion binding; ATP-dependent chromatin remodeler activity. The record is from RefSeq and is a predicted model, not a curated record. Gene Ontology annotation, cellular component: nucleus. The transcript has 6 exons. Bases 183 to 4001 code for a protein of 1272 amino acids.
UGAACGAAAAUAAUAAAAUAAGCUAGCACAGGUUCAGUGUUGGCCGUCCAGAAUGUCCUGUGUUAGUAAUAAUUGUAAUUUUAGUUUAUGUUAAUUGCAUGUUAGUGUUUUAGAAAAAAGCUGUGAGUGCAGUGUUUUAUGUUUUCUUCUGGUUCUACGAUCGAAAAUCGACAAGCCAGAUAAUGGAGUACUGCCUGGCGGAUAUUGGAAUUCUCCGCAGAAAGCAAUCAGACAUAAUGGAGGAUUCGUUUGGGAAACCACUUUUCUCUUACCUUAGAGAAACCUAUUAUCAGCUAAAUGAGUCUUUGAACGUCAAAUCCUUUUUGCGAGAUGUGGUCCGAGUUCCGGAAUACGAACUAAAACAUCGCACCGAUGCUUCCGACAGUGAUACCGUCUAUUUGGCACUGUUUCUGAGGCGACUUCGUCCGGAAGAGUUCGAAGAUGUCGGUUGUAUUGUGCAGCGAAAGCGAAUGGUGGAGUUGUUUUUCCACGAAGUUGAACGGAACGAUUUUGUACGACAGCAGGAGUUGGAGCUGUGUCCGGGCCAAACCGAUGGUAGUACACUGUCUGUUGCACAGUUCUAUGAGAGGUUAAGAGAAACGCACACACAGGACGUUCUGGAUCCAUCGAUUCCCGCGGAUGUUAGCCACGAGCUGUUGAGACCAACUCUGAGACCGUAUCAGUGUAACGCGAUACGAUGGAUGCUGCACCGGGAGACCAUCCCGCAACGUUUACCGGCCCAGUAUGCGAGGUUGAGAAGCGCAAAUGUACCAGAUGUUGAAUUUUAUAUGUACUUGGACAGUUUCGAGGUUGUCGAUGAAAAGCCUGCGGAUAUCUGUGUACCUCCUGGAGGUAUUCUAGCCGAUGAAAUGGGUAUGGGGAAAACUGUUGAAAUUCUCGGUUUGAUGUUGUAUAAUCGUAAGAAAAAGCGUAAGUUUCAAGAACUUACUGCAGAUGAUAUUGAACAAGAAGUUCCAAAAGGUGAAUUACGAUGUAUUUGUAUUAAACAAUCCAAAAAGGGAUUGGUCACCUGCGGAAAGUGUGGCUUGCAGCAACACAGAAAAUGUGUUUUGAAAAAUUCCAUUUCUAACCAACAUCGAUACAUUUGCCCCGAAUGUUGGCGAUCAGAGCCGUUGGUCGAGGCCGGUACAACAAUAAUUGUAUCUCCUGUUGCGAUCAAGAUGCAAUGGGCGUCGGAGAUCUCGAAACAUAUUAAUGAUAAGAACUUUAAAAUAUUUCUAUACGAUGGCGUUGCCCAAAACGGUUGGAUUAGUCCGGCAGAUUUGGCCGAAUACGAUGCCGUUUUAACGGAUUAUAAUGUUUUGAAAACGGAGAUUUAUUACACGGCAGCUAAUACCCGAACUUCUCGUCACGAGAAACGGUUUCUAAGCCAGGUUUCGCCACUGCCGCUGGUUCGAUGGUGGCGUGUGUGCUUAGAUGAAGCCCAGAUGGUCGAAGGUGUUCACAAUCAAACCACCCGAAUGGUGAAAACACUUCCGGCCGUACAUCGGUGGACCGUUACCGGUACACCGAUCGAGAAGAGUAUGGAUAAUUUGUACGGAUUGGUGCAUUUUCUGGAUUACGCGCCAUACAACGAUUAUCGAUUGUGGACACAGUUAACGCAUCAUUAUCAAUUCGGUAAUCCGGUCCCACUGCUCACGGUGAUGUCGCGCAUAAUGUGGCGCACCUGUAAAGCGGCAGUUUUGGACCAGCUCGGCAUUCCACCACAGACGGAGCUUGUCCACUAUGUUACGAUGUCGGAUUUGCAGAGUUUUUUCUACCGAAUGGAACAUUCCCGGUGUGCUGCAGCGUUUCACGAGAAGGCCGAAAAACUGGGUAAUGAAAUUUGUGUCUCCAGAAUGAAUAUUCAUACUUUUAAUUUGCUGAUGGAACCGCUACGAAAGCUGCGACAGGAUUGCACCAUCGCAUCGGUUAUUCACCGUACGGACCAACUGACGACGAAGAAAUUACUAACUCCGACCGAACUGCGUGAACAUCUAAUCACUAACAACGAGAUAGAUUGUAAGGCACAGUUACGAUCAGUAGUUUCGAGCAUCAAUGGCAUGGCGGCGAUACAUGUGAUUCGGAACGAGUAUGAUCAUGCUAUCCGGUUGUACAAAUCGGUGCUGCGCUGGGCAGAUGAUUACAAAGGCACAAUAAGUGUCGAUACGCUGCUACAGAUACAUGCUCUCUAUAAUUUACUGGACGUUAUUAGGAUGAAACGAAUCGUUGGAGAAGAAACACCCGCAGAAGAAGUUUCUGUCUUCGAAGAACAGUGUGCUAAGCUUGAAUGGAAGUACAUUGAGACGUACUCAAAUACGGUGAAAAAUGUCGAACGUGAGCUAAACUCCGCGUCCGAAAAACUGUUGGAAACGUUGGUUAAGUUGGACCACACGGUAGAUGGACAUUGGUGGCGAAUUAUACUGUACCAAAUUGAUCGAAACACGGUUAAAUUGGAUAAUUUUUUGCUCAAGCUUAACGUCGAAGUCCGAAAUCAUUGCGGAAUGGCGGAGGAAAUUCGUUCCGUGCGUGGACUGGACUACGCACUGACGGUUUGGUUGGAUAAGGUCAAAAACCAUCGAGAGCAGCUGGAGAAGGCAUUUGAGAAGAUUGAUUAUUUUUGCUCCAACCUAAAACCGAAGCAUCUUUGGCCGGAAAAGGAUCGAAAUCGAAUUGAGAAACUAGUUCAGGAUGCGUUUCUUUGCCACCUGGAUCCCGAGUUGGAUGAAUUACCCGAAAAGGAGAAACAAAAGCGACCGACUUGCGUUCUGUGCAAGGUUAAAACCAUUCUGAAUCAGUACGAGUGUGUGAUUUUCCAGAAGCAAUUCAUGGAGAGCACCAACACCACCGAGGGUUCCUGGCAAAUGACGUCCAAUGAGGUGAUCAUUAGGCAAAUACAUUCCUUCUCGAAGAAAGAACAUUUUGACGAAAGCGUGAUCGGAUUAGGUGACUUGUACUUGUCCUACCUGGAGAGAUUGAAGGCGGAAUUCAAAGAAUACUCCAAGUACUGGGUGGAAAUUAAUUACACCGCUGCAGCUUAUGAUGAGUUGAAUAUGUGUCGUUCUCGGCUGCAGGUAGUCACGCUGGAAGAACUGGAGGAGAGCAACAGCCGAAAAACUAUCCAACAGAUAUUGGACUGCGAGGUAGACGAAACCUAUGAGGAUCUGCAUGCACAGAAAAUGAACUCCGAGCGGGAGUUUGUGCGUUUGAAGGGCACUUUGAAGUAUCUACAGCAUUUGGGUAGUACCGAGGAAAUCGAUCCUUGCCCGAUAUGUCGGAAUGUACCGGAAAAGUAUGCUGUACUUCAGUGCGGUCAUCACUUCUGCAUAGUAUGCGCACCGCAAAUAAUGCGAAUGGCUCGAAACCAGGGAAAUCAAAUAAGCUGCGUAGUUUGCCGUCAUAAACAGCGAGUUUCUGACGUCUACUACGUAACUCGUUCACAGUUUAGUUCCUCGGAACAGAUCAACGUGCGAGGUAACUACUCUAAUAAAAUUCUUAAAAUUGUAGAAACAGUUUUAGAGCUGAAACAUAAAGAACCCGAUGUGAAAAUUAUCAUUUUUUCUCACUGGGACCCGAUUCUAAUGAUACUGGCUAAGGCGUUGGACGAAAACGCCAUUACGUACCGCACAAGAUCCACAAAAUUUUAUCGCAGUAUCGAAGAGUUCAAAGAUUACCGAAACGACAUAACUUGUAUGCUUCUUCCGCUAAAGGCCGGCUCUAAGGGGCUCAAUCUAAUCGAAGCUACGCACGUCUUUCUGGUGGAACCGAUUCUUAACCCGGGCGAAGAGCUGCAAGCGGUCGGUCGAGUCCAUCGAAUCGGUCAAACAAGGGAAACGUUCGUGCAUAGAUUUAUCGUCAGCAGUACCAUCGAGGAAACGAUUCACGAAACCAUUCAAAAUGAUGAAACCGGCCGAUGGAGCUCACAAGAAGUAACGGUGGACAAUUUGGAACAGCUUUUUAAAUUGGAAGAACCUGACGAUGACUUAAUUGUUUUAAAUUAAAUCAAACAUAGGGCCGCAUUGAGGAAGUUUCACACGGCACGGCACAAAUACAAUUUAAUGUUUAACGGCGCCAAUUA